AUGCACCGCGGCAAAAAGGGCACUAACAAGUACCAGAGAGACAGAGGGGCCCCACAACACGCCUGGGACAUCGUGCUGAUCAUCUCCACGCUCGCUUACUUGCUCCACAUGUUGAAAAUGCUUCAACAAACUCUGCUGCUCGCGUCCCUCCUGGCGCUCGCCUCCGGUGCGGCUACGGCGGCGGGCGGCCGGGGGAAGUUCCGCCUCCAAGGCACCAUGAAGUGCACCUGGGUGGCUCGAGAGCGCAACCGAGACCAAGACAAGGUGAGGGUGUCGGUGAAGUGCGAGGACCCGGUGGCGCGCAUCCACGGCGGGGUGACCGACAUGGAGUGCGCCUACGAGGGGAGGCCGCAGAGCUGCCCGGCCUACCGCUCCGACCCCAAGAGCUUCUGGAAGCAGGUGGGGCGCUCCUUCAAGAGGCUGAAGGCGAGCGUGUGCCUGGAUGAGACGGCGCCGGUGAGGGCCAGCGCGUGCAAGCGAGCCCCCCGUGACGCUCACUUCAGGCUGGACAUCAGCAGCUCCGUCAGCGCCGCACAGUCCGGAGGGAUCGAUCUCCCGCCGGGCCCGACUCGCCCCGGCUCCGUGACGGCAGGCCCGCUCGGACCCACGCCCUGCCCCGAGACCCAGAGGCGGGCAGAGGAGUACUGCGGCAGCACCUGGGCCAACCUGUGCACCUUCUUCAUGUCUGUCCUGCAGAAGGACGCCUGUUAGGACACUCGCUGCUUGAUGAUGUUUCUCUGCUUGCUUUCUUGGAAACACACAGCAGUCUUUCUUUCCAAUAUGGAUUUGAUAUUUAAUACAGAGUAGAAUUUCUAUUGUACGUCAAAGUGUAUCAAUAAA
Dunckerocampus dactyliophorus (ringed pipefish) is the source of this 840-nucleotide messenger RNA. RefSeq names its product fibroblast growth factor-binding protein 1-like. NCBI's taxonomy places the organism in Eukaryota, Metazoa, Chordata, Actinopteri, Syngnathiformes, Syngnathidae. The record is from RefSeq and is a predicted model, not a curated record. The coding region runs from base 1 to 711 and encodes 236 amino acids. Gene Ontology annotation, biological process: cell-cell signaling. Gene Ontology annotation, molecular function: growth factor binding. The transcript is spliced from 2 exons.